CUCCGCGCACAUUGCUGGUCGUCUGUUUCAGUCUACUGAUCCGCUCCCACCUUCCAAAGUUCUCCAGUUUAAGUGCUUCAAAGAUGCCCCAGAGUUUUGUGCCAGUGCCAGCGGGAAGCGAUUUCCCUCUGGAGAACCUGCCCUAUGCUGUAUUUUCCACCCAAAGUAAUAAAGCUCAUCGGUUGUGCGUGGCCAUAGGAAAACAUGUCCUCGACCUGAAAGCUGUCUCCCAAUUAUAUCCACCCACCGUGCAAGCGAGCUUGCAGGCGGAGACUUUGAACGCCCUCAUGGGCUUGGGCCACGAAGCUUGGGAUGUGGUGAGGACACAGACUCAGAAGCUUUUGCAGAAGGGUUCGGAACUGGAUCAAAAUGUGGACCUUAAGGAAGCGGCAAUCAUCGCUCAGUCAGAGAUUAGCCUGCAUCUGCCCGCCCAGAUUGGGGACUAUACGGACUUCUACUCGUCCAUCCAUCAUGCCACCAAUGUGGGCAUCAUGUUCCGUGGUCCGGAUAACGCCCUCAUGCCAAACUGGCGGCAUCUGCCAGUGGGCUACCAUGGUCGGGCCAGCUCUGUGGUCGUCUCUGGGACACCCAUCCGUCGUCCUCUGGGACAGACGCUGCCCGAGGGCGCCGAGAAGCCUGUGUUCGGGGCGUGCCGUCUGCUGGACUUUGAGCUGGAGAUGGCCUUCUUCAUUGGAGGUCCCGGCAACCGGUUGGGUGAACCCAUCCGCGUGGACGAGGCCUGGAAGAAUGUGUUUGGUUUCACCCUGAUGAACGAUUGGAGUGCCCGGGAUAUCCAGAAGUGGGAGUAUGUUCCACUGGGGCCAUUCACGGCGAAGAACCUUGGCACCACCAUAUCGCCUUGGGUGGUGCCAACGGCUGCCUUGAAGCCGUUCCUGCUGGACAACUUCCCCCAGGAGCCGGAGGUCCUUCCGUAUCUGCGCCAGAGCGUGCCCUUCAACUUUGACAUCAAUUUGGAGGUUUCCCUGAAACCUUCGGAUCAGAACGAGGCCCUCAUCUCGAAGUCCAACUUCAAGCAUCUGUACUGGACGCCACUGCAGCAGAUUGCCCACCACACGGUAACCGGCUGCAACCUGCGACCUGGCGAUCUGAUGGCCUCCGGCACAAUAAGUGGAGAGACGCCUGAUUCGUAUGGCUCCCUCUUGGAGCUGUGCUGGAAGGGCACUAAGAAUGUGGAGCUGCCGGGCGGCAAGAGCCGCAAGUUCCUGCAGGACUACGACGAGGUCAUUAUCCGGGGUCACUGUGAGAAGAACGGCCUGCGCAUCGGAUUCGGGGAGUGUGUGGGCCAAGUGCUGCCCGCCCACCCCCUGCCGCAGUAGGGUUAAAUGGAAUCUCGUUGAAUAAAAGCCAAAAUGCGAAAGAAAAA
Molecule: messenger RNA, 1384 nt
Organism: Drosophila persimilis
Lineage: Eukaryota; Metazoa; Arthropoda; Insecta; Diptera; Drosophilidae
Gene: Faa
Product: fumarylacetoacetase
Exons: 4
Coding region: 84-1337 (417 amino acids)
Biological process (GO): L-tyrosine catabolic process; homogentisate catabolic process; L-phenylalanine catabolic process
Molecular function (GO): fumarylacetoacetase activity
Source: RefSeq, a predicted model, not a curated record